Musca vetustissima is the source of this 2889-nucleotide messenger RNA. RefSeq lists its product as uncharacterized. Gene Ontology annotation, cellular component: extracellular matrix. The transcript has 5 exons. Bases 1 to 2889 code for a protein of 962 amino acids. The record is from RefSeq and is a predicted model, not a curated record. Lineage: Eukaryota; Metazoa; Arthropoda; Insecta; Diptera; Muscidae.
AUGUCUUGGAAAAGAAUUGUGAUGUAUAUAUUUGUAGCACUGUGUGCGACAGUUGCUUAUGCCGAUAUUAUGGUACAGUUAAAUGUUAAUCGGCCGGUAAAUGAUGUAAGUGAUAAAUUUGUAAGUUUUACCAUGAAACCGGAGGAUUUGUAUGAAGCCUUGGAUGGUUCGCAUAGGAAAUCUAUUACCCGCAUGGCCUCAAUGUUAAGUCACUCGCAUCUAAAGUUUGUGGGUGAUUAUUAUUUUGCCUCCAAAAGGAAUACAAAGCUACGCAAUCCCACAAAGAUUGUGUGGAAGGGUUUCAAUAAAUGGACAAGAGCCUUGGACUGGACAAUGGUAAUACCAGUUCCAUAUACACCGAACGAUUGGGAUCCCAUGCAUACCUUGAAAAUUUUAAAUAAUUCUCAAGCCGUUGGUAUUAAUGAGUGUAUUUGGCAAUUGGGAACAGAUUUUGGCACCUCUGCCGCCACGGAUUAUGUCAACGAACUGAAAACAUUCAAUUUAAUGGUGGAUUCUUUUAGAGAUGCCGAUAACAAUUGGCAAAUUAUGGGUGCUGACAUUUCAUCGGGCAGUAGUCCGGAUGAAACACGUCGUUAUAUUGAAAUGUCACGAGAUUUGAAUACAGCUUUCGGAUGGGUUGAAUCUCCCGAUACAUUCAUUGGCAAUAGCCUAAGUGCAGCUCUCAAAGACCAAGAUCCCGCUCUGAAGGUACUAUUUAAAGAAAAGGUACCAGUUUGGUUGACACUGCCACAAACUCAAAACUCCUUGAUGAUGUCAAUGAUGGACGAAGAAUUACACGAAGGUUUAGAUUGGGCUCAGACGAUGGGUGAUGCCGCCAAUAGUGGUUUCAACACCAUUUUCAAACACUUAUCACUAUCGGAAUUAGAAAACCCAAAAUAUAGUUUCUUUGUAACGGCACUGUUUAAGAAAAUUAUGGGUUCGAGGGUGUUUGAUGCCAAACCACUGACUGGGUUGUUUGGACGGAACAAUAAGCUAUAUACCCAUUGUGCCAAUAGUGUAUCCGGUGGUUUGGCUUUUAUGGUCAUUAAUAAACAAGAAAUGCCUUUGACAAUUUCCGUGCGUUCUACCACCAAACUACGCGAUACGGAGUUGUGGAAAUAUGCCUUGACCAUGAAUGAUGAUCAGGUUAUGUUGAAUAAUAAGAGAGUGAGCGUAAAUUCAACUCUAUUGCCUGAGAUUAAGAGAAAAUCGGGCCACUCAACGGUACAACUGAGAACACCAGGGUCAUCAGUGACUUUCUGGGUUCUGCCAAAUGUCAAUAUGGAACAUUGUGUGUUCACAGAAGUGGAGGAGGAAAAUGUGUCCCAAGAAAUGGGAAGUGAAGAAGAAGAAGUUGAAGUGGAGAAAGUCAAAAGAUAUUCCUCAACAGAUCGUUUACUAAAGGAGCUGAUUAAGGAAGCUGCCAGAACUCCAAUGAGUCGCAAUAAAAAAUAUCGCAAUCGACGCUCAUUGGAUGGUGGAGUCAAUGAACGUCAAAAAAGGUUUAUUUUAGAAGAUGCCAUUACAGCUGGCACUGAGGGCAUAAAGACGUUAACCGAUAGUAUCAAACUUCCGGAACCUUUAAGAUUUCCCUUGAAAAGAGAUGCCUUCACUCCCUCCAAGAGAAAGGCAGCCCUGGACUGGUUACAGAAGUUAUUUCAGGAACCAUUAAAUAUUGAUAUGCCUCUGUUACAUCGAUCGGCUAGAAAUUCGGAUAGCUACACCGGGCCCUUUUUCAUGACACGCGAUGGCAAAAAGACAGCCUUUGUGAAAAAGAUAACCGAAAUUAAGAAACCCGAAAAGAAAUUGAAUAAAAGAACCUUCGACGACUUGGAAUUUGACGAAGAGAAAUUCUUUAAAAAUGUUGGCGUCCAAUCGGAACCGGAUUACAUUAAAAUACCCGAGGGUGAUGUAUUUCUACAGAACAUUGCAAAUAUCAAUGGAGAAGAGUUGCUGGAUGAGGAGUUACAAAUCGAAGCGGGCCAACAAAAUAAAAAAUUGGAUAAGUUCAGAAGUAAUCAGGAUGUUGUUAGUGAAAUGAAACCCUUGCGCCUAUUGCCCACGGAGUUCUAUGAAGCCCUCAAUCCUAACCAGCCACGGGAAGGGAGUAAAAUGAAUAUGGGACCCACUUUAAAUUCAUUGCUUUUUGCAGAAAAUUACAAUAAACCUUUUGGAAAGGAUAAAGUCAAUGUGUUUGGUAAGAAUUUUGAGGAGUUGGCCACGUCAAUGUUUAACACGGAUAAAAAAUUCCACGAAGACCCAUUAAAGGAAAAUGCCGAUGAAUUUGCUCAAGCUCAAUUGAAUAUAAGUGAAAAGAAUAAAGAAGCCCAUAACGUGGAUGAGGAUACUAGUGAGCCAGAUUCCAAAGAAGAGGAGGAACAUUUAGAAACAUCAAGCAAACCUGAAAAGUCACGUUUCUCAAAUUUCAUGUCGGGUAAUAUUUUUGGAGAAACAAAUAAAAAUAAAAAUGACGAUGAGGAAGAUGACGAUAAAGCAACAACACCUAAAACAAAAUUUGAUGAAUUACCCUGGUGGGAUCUAUCACCAUUACGUUCGAAACGUUCUGUAGAUACCGAAACCCCUACUGAUUCCACACACCACGAUAUUGUUGAUAAGGAUGAUCAACCCAUUGCCUCGGCCAGCGGUUUGUUUCCACGCCGCAUGCGCGCCUUUGAACAUAAAGUCGAUGAAGCUGUACGCAGUACCAGAUCCGAUUCAGAUAAUGAAAUCGAUUCAAUGGGAAAGAAAUUGGUGAAAACAUUUAAAACUCAAGUCUCGAAAAUUGUCGAUAUUAUGUCACAGCAUGUCAACGAAUGGUACAAUUCAUUGACCAAACAAUUACAAAGUUCCACCAAUGAAAUUGCCAAUGAAGUAUAUCGUAAAGAUUAA